GUUUUCAUCCCAGUUAAAAAAAGGCCAUUCAUGCAGUUGCAGCCGAGUACGAUAAGGAAAAGACGUUUUCAGUUGCGCUAAAUAUUUUUGUAUCAAACUUGAAAACAUGAAGAAUUUAUUUGUGUUUGGAUUUCUUUGCGUAUUGGCUGUUUCAACCUUCGCCCAAAUAACGAGCCCAGAACCAACUACUGAACCAGCUUCUGAACCAACUACUGAACCAGCUUCUGAACCUGAAUCGACAUCGACAUCGGAGCCUGAAUCGACAUCGGAGCCUGAAUCGACAUCGGAGCCGGAAGGUGAAACAAAAGCUGAGCCCGAAGUUGAACCCGAAGUUGUGUAUGGUAUUCUAGGAGCUUUGCUUGCCUGUUUUGUCAUCAUCUCGAUUUUGUUCUUUUUCUUAUGGAGACAAGCAAAAAGCGUUCAGUUUACUGGUGAUAAAGCUAUACCAGUAAAAAAUUACAUGGCUUAAGAAAUCUAGACAUGAUUCUUCAUAUCCACCAAAUUCGACGGACGCUUCUCGUAAAGUUUUUUAUUAAUAUUUUUUAAUAAUUCAUAAUUACAUUUGUCAUAAUUUAUUGUAUAUAAAUAUAAAUACUAAAAAAAAGUUCAUCAUUCAUUCGUAA
This is a messenger RNA of Hydractinia symbiolongicarpus, 623 nucleotides long. RefSeq names its product procyclic form-specific polypeptide B1-alpha-like. The transcript is spliced from 4 exons. The coding region runs from base 107 to 469 and encodes 120 amino acids. The record is from RefSeq and is a predicted model, not a curated record. NCBI's taxonomy places the organism in Eukaryota, Metazoa, Cnidaria, Hydrozoa, Anthoathecata, Hydractiniidae.